AUGGCGACUGGCUUAAUCCGACGAGAGAUUUCAAGGGUCCACUCAUCGCCGGCGGCGAAGCUAGUCGUCGCCCGAGCCCACGCAUCGGAGGCCAAAGCCCAUCAAUCAGAAUCCAAGCAGCAGCCAAACAUCAAGUCAUUUCAAAUUUACCGAUGGAGUCCAGACAACCCAGGUAAACCCGAGCUCAAGGAAUAUAAAAUCGAUCUCAAAGAAUGUGGCCCAAUGGUCUUAGAUGCUUUAAUCAAAAUCAAAAACGAAAUCGACCAAUCACUUACGUUUCGUAGAUCCUGUAGAGAAGGGAUAUGUGGGUCCUGUGCUAUGAAUAUUGAUGGUUGA
Molecule: messenger RNA, 336 nt
Organism: Nicotiana tabacum (common tobacco)
Lineage: Eukaryota; Viridiplantae; Streptophyta; Magnoliopsida; Solanales; Solanaceae
Source: RefSeq, a predicted model, not a curated record